AAAUCUGAUCUAUCCCCCAAUUCGGAUAAGAGAAGAAUCUAGAAACCACAAUCCCAUUGGACCUCGUUUCUCCAACGUGGCUUUUUCCAAACGCUAAAUUGCUACUCCCACAAUCAGAGCCACGUUCUCCAUCUCUGCCACUGCCAUAACUCACUCACUAGCUUCUUCUCUGUUCUCACCAAUGGCAUCAACAAUAUCAGCAAUGGCCAUGAUCAACGCCAAAUGCGUCAACCCAAAGUUCCCCAAUCCCACCAAGCUCGCACCAUCAAAACCCUCCCUUCAGAUCAACCUUCCAAAGGGCCUCAUAGCCUCACCCGAAAGCACUAAACUUUCCCCCGCGACAGCAAUCGCAGGAGCAAUAUUCACAACCCUCGGAACCUGCGACGCCGCAUUCGCUGUUCAACAAAUAGCCGACAUAGCAGAAGGCGACAACCGCGGACUGGCACUGUUGCUGCCCAUAAUCCCAGCAAUAGGGUGGGUUCUGUUCAACAUUCUGCAGCCGGCGCUGAACCAGCUGAACCGAAUGCGCAGCACCAAAGGCGUGAUCAUUGGCUUGGGGCUUGGCGGCUUGGCUGGGUUGGCGGCUGCGCCGCAUGCGUGGGCGGCGGCUUCUGAAGCUGCGGCUGCUGCGAGCGACAACAGGGGACAGCUUCUGCUGUUUGUGGUUACGCCGGCUAUUGCUUGGGUGCUUUACAACAUCUUGCAGCCUGCUCUCAACCAGCUCAACAGGAUGAGAUCACAGUGAUUUGAGCUUUGUGAAAUUUAAAAUAGGGAAGGGGCUUAAAUGCUCUGGGAUAUCAAUUAUCAUCAUCACUAAUAGUUUUCAUGCAACUUGUAUCUAAUGCUAUAUCCGCUUUCUUUUUAUUAUUUUCCAUUCCCAAGCUAGCCAGUGGUUUCUUUUUUGUUGCAACUGUUGUGGGUACCUUCCCUUUUGCGAUUUAUAGAUCUGAUUGAUUCAGUUCAAGUUUGUACUUUCUUUCUGUUUGUUGAAUCUACAAUUAGGCUCCAUGCAGUUUUGAAAGGUU
Glycine soja is the source of this 1025-nucleotide messenger RNA. Its product is annotated as photosystem II core complex proteins psbY, chloroplastic-like. The record is from RefSeq and is a predicted model, not a curated record. Gene Ontology annotation, cellular component: membrane; photosystem II; chloroplast thylakoid. Gene Ontology annotation, biological process: photosynthesis; cell redox homeostasis. NCBI's taxonomy places the organism in Eukaryota, Viridiplantae, Streptophyta, Magnoliopsida, Fabales, Fabaceae. Gene Ontology annotation, molecular function: manganese ion binding. The transcript has a single exon. The coding region runs from base 182 to 745 and encodes 187 amino acids.